AACGUAGUUCUCAUACUUAAGGUUAUUUUGGACAUUUUAAUAAUUUUACCCUAAAGCCUGAUAUCAACAUGUUGGAAACGGCGUUUUUAAUAUUCCUGGUCAUUUUCCUUCUUAUGAAGUAUUUGAUGGCUAGAGACACGGAUGGGACUGUGUUACCAUCCCUACCCCCGGGAUCUCUAGGAUGGCCCGUGAUAGGGGAGACAUUCAAGCUAGCCGUACAGAAGGUUAACUUUUUCCGGGAGAGAAGGAGACUCUACGGAAGAAUAUUUAAGACCCACCUUUUUGGAAACCCUGUCAUUCGCGUUACUGGUAAUAAAAAUGUCCGAGAGAUACUUCAGGGCGAAAACAAAACAGUGAAAUCCAGCUAUCCGUCAUCCAUUCGGACACUCCUUGGACCUAAUGCAUUAAGCAUGUCUGAAGGACUUCUCCACAAAAGUCGCAAGGUUCAGUUAAUGCAGUAUCUGUCGCCGGAGUUUCUCAGGAAACAUCGUUCUGGAUUUGUUGACCUCAUCGAUGACCACAUGCUGAGAUGGAGUUCGGAACCCUCUGUCGACAUUUACUUGGAAAUUAGAGCACUCUUCACCGAAAUGGCGGCAAAAUUCCUAGUCGAUAUUGACAUACUCCUGGAAACCAAUCGUAGAAUCAAAGAGUUGUACCAACAGUUCACCGACAACAUCUUCUCAUUGCCAGUCAACCUACCGGGGUUUGGUUUAUACAAGGGGUUGAGGGCCAAGAAAGAAUUGAAGAAAAUAUUUGCCGCCAUUAUAGAAGAGAAAGGAGGAAAAGUAAGUGAGUUCCCAUCAUUGCUGCAGGCCUACGGUGCCGACCUUGACGAUUACGCGCGCCCCGAUGACGAAAGGCUAUUGGACGCCAUCGUGGAACUGAUGUGGAACGCCAGCGAGACUGUCAGUAGUGGCGCGUUCGCCAUCAUCUACCACCUCACUCGUAACCCAGCAGUGCUACAGAAAGUUCGCGAGGAUAUCGAAAGUCAAGGCAUUGACAACACGUCAGGACCGAGUUAUUUGGAUUCCGUUGUGAAGGAGGCUUUAAGAGUAACGCCCCCUGUUGGAGGAGCUUACCGAAAAAUGAACAAGUCUAUUGUUAUGUAGGGAUACACUCUUCCGAAAAACUGGACAGUGAUCUGCGGCUUCCGUGACACACACGAGAAUGACGUCACACUCUCUGACCCGUUAGAGUUCAACCCCGACAGGUGGCUCCAAGCACCCGAGGGAAAAGACAGGGCGGCAUUCCUCACAUUCGGGGGCGGUCUCCGGAUCUGCCCAGGAAAGAACUACGCAAUGGUUGUACUAAGACUGUUUACACGACAACUCUGUAACAGAUUUGCCUGGAAGUUCCUUACAAAA
This is a messenger RNA of Mizuhopecten yessoensis (Yesso scallop), 1364 nucleotides long. RefSeq names its product cytochrome P450 26B1-like. The record is from RefSeq and is a predicted model, not a curated record. Lineage: Eukaryota; Metazoa; Mollusca; Bivalvia; Pectinida; Pectinidae. Gene Ontology annotation, biological process: sterol metabolic process. Gene Ontology annotation, molecular function: iron ion binding; monooxygenase activity; oxidoreductase activity, acting on paired donors, with incorporation or reduction of molecular oxygen. The coding region runs from base 69 to 1109 and encodes 346 amino acids. The transcript has 4 exons.